GGCGUUGAUGAGCAAGGGAGAGCGAGAGGCAGAGAGAGAGAGAGAGAGAGAGAGAGAGAGAGAGAGAGAGAGAGAGAGAGAGAGAGAGACCCCGUACUCCUAAUGAAAGUUUAUCCCCUACUCGUUGUUGCCUAUGGCGGAUGGGUGAAGGGGGUGGAGGAGGAAGAAGGUGUGAAGGUGGUUGGCUAUGGUGGAUGGGUGAACGGGCAGGUUGUUGCCUAUGGCGGAUGGGUGAAGGGAGUGGAGGAGGAAGAAGGUGUGAAGGUGGUUGGCUAUGGUGGAUGGGUGAAAGAGGUGGAGGAAGAAAGUGUGAAGGUAGUUGGCUAUGGAGGAUGGGCGAAGGAGGUGGAGGAGGAAGAAGGUAUGAACGUGAUUGGUUAUGGUGGAUGGGUGAAGGAGGUGGAGGAGGAAGAAGGUAUGAAGGUGAUUGGUUAUGGUGGACGGGUGGAGGUAGAGGAAGAAGAAGGUAUGAAGGUGAUUGGUUAUGGUGGAUGGGUGAAGAAGGUGGAGGAGGAAGAAGGUAUGAAGCUGAUUGGUUAUGGUGGAUGGGUGAAGGAGGUGGAGGAGGAAGAAGCAUCGAGAGCAACAGCGAACGCUGCAGCUAGGGAACAGGCUGCCACAGCAGCUAGGGCAGCAGCCAUGACUAGCUCAACAGCAUCCUCUGCGGCUUUGUCAGGGACUAAUGGGAUGAGUGUGGGAAUGCCAACUAGUUCCACGAGUUCCUCGGGCACUUCCGGGUCUACAGGUUCUAGAGGAUCUUUUAGUCAAAUGGCAGGCUCGCAGUUCAGCCCCAUGACCGCACGAGAGCGGGAGCUUAGAGAGAUCCAACAGGUCGAGAGGCUCCGCCAGCAGUUAGAGGAGGAUCUGAAGAAAGCAACCGAUAGAGAAAAAGAGAUAAAAAGUAGAGCAGCCAGACUUGAUACGUUAGAGGCUGACAAGGCUGCGUUAGAGAUGGACUUCAUGCAAAGCACUUUAGACCAGAUCCUGGAUGCAUUGACAAAGCCAAGAUUCCGGCCACCAGCACAAUCGUCGUUGCCGUUAACGGCGAUGUCAGGCCCCUUUGCCGUACAAGCUGGCACACAGCCAAGUGGUACGUCUGCAGCAGCAGCACAGACUGUUGCAUCUUCUUCUUCGGGUCCAGUGGUGAUUGCUACAUCACCACAACAACCUGUUCAGCAAUCUGGACAACAGCAAGAUGUGUCUGAGGCCUUAGGAGACUUAGAAGGCGAAUGGUCAAACAAGGAUCCUCGCGAGUCUUGGGUGGCGCUAAAGAAGGGUCCUAGAGGGGAACAUUUUGUUGUGGAAGUGGAUGUAGGAGGCCGCAAAUGUGGUGCCUUCAUAGACACAGGCUCCACGCGAAAUUACAUAAGUCGCGACUGUUUGGAAAGGCUGCACCUACAGGACCAGGUACGACACCUUAGUAGACCAGUAGCAUCUACUUUGGCCAACAAAGAGCGCAUGAUUGUCACAGACUACCUCAAGGACGUAGUCUGUACCUUCUCCUAUGGAGGAGGUGAGCUUAACCAUAAGAUCUCGUUCUUGGUUAGUAACGACUUGCCAUUUGACAUGUUGCUAGGCAUGUACUACCUCGAUAUUGCUAAGCCCCAGUUUGACUGGGAUAAGAAGGUGCUCAAACAGAAGUUGCCCGAUGGCCGAACUGUCAGAAUGACUAAGUUCAAGGCCAAUAGUAUUAUAGAUACCUAUGGCUGCUUGUGCGCAUCUGCGUUCAACAAUUACUAUAAGCAAAACCAAGAGGAAGGAUUGAGUGUUUCCAUGGAUUUCAUGGACACCCUUGUGACCAGCAAGAGUGGUAAGAGGCAGAUUUUCGUCAUCAUUGAUAGAUUCACCAAGUACGCUAGACUAAUACCAAUGCCAGAGACAGCCAGGACGGAGUAUGUCAUCAAGCUGUUCAAGGACAACUGGGUAAGGGACUUUGGUUUACCAAAGACCAUCAUUAGUGACCGAGACGUCCGCUUCACAAGUGAAUUGUGGAAGAAGACUGCAGAACAAAUGGGCAGUCAACUUCAAAUGACUUCAGGGAAUCAUCCCGAAGCCAACGGACAAGCCGAACAAAUGAACAGAGUGGUACAACUCUUGCUGCGGCAUUACAUCAAGCCCAGCCAAGAUGAUUGGGAUGAGCAGUUGCUUCUCAUCGCCAGCUUGUACAACAAUGCUAUUCAUAGUAGUACCGGCAUUAGUCCUAACCAGUUGCACUUGGGAUGGAAGCCUAGAUCAGCACUAGACUUUCUCCUACCUGAAAACCGACCUGCUGCAACUCCAGGCACACUUGAAUAUGGCGUGCAAUAUGAGAAGUUGCUGCGCGAGGCUGUUGAACAUAUGAAGAAAGCUCAGCAAGCCAUGAUUGCUUCCGAGAAUCAACAUCGCAGACAGUCCACAUUUCAGGUGGGGGAACGUGUCUGGGUCAAGGCUACUCCAAAGUUCGACGGACAGGAGAUCUUCUGCGACUCAACAAAGACAAAUCCUAUAUCAUGGUUCCGCAAGUUCGAGCUCACGCUACAGCUACACUACGUCAAGGAACACAAGCACCACGCGUACUUGUACUCCCGGUCGGGGGGCGCGUGCCAGGCAUGGUUGGACAAUCUCUUGUCCAAAUACGGAGUAGUAGCUGGCAACUUGCGCACCAAGAUCAGUUGGGAUGAUCUGAAGGCAGUGUGGCACAAGCGGUUCCAAGUCGAGCUGCCCGAGAUCAAGGCUAUGGACAAGCUCAUGGUCUUCGAGCAAGGCACGCUGCCGAGUACCAACUGGAUUGCCGGGUACCAACGCUUGACAUCAGUCCCAGACAUCCAGAUGGGCUUCAAGGCCAUCCGCCACUAUUUCAUCUCAAGGUCAUGUCCGACAUUAAGAAAUGCCUUGACUCAUGUCGAGGACACCUUGACAACAACGGUGGAACUCUUUGACAAGGCCGCGCAGAUCAUUAUCACGAACAAGGAGACAAAGAACCUGCGUUCGUUUGCGCCGGGCCCGAGCAGGGACCAGCAUCGGCCAAGAGUGGCCGUGGUCGCAGCGGCAACGCCGUUUGACCAAACUAGCGAGGUCGUGUCUGCCAAUGAAGGGGACAGACUUGCAGCUGCCCGGGAAGGUGGCUGCCCCGGCAAAGGCCGAGGACGCGGCAAGAAGACACACACCGCAUCUAGCCCCGGGCCCGGCGCAGCAGCUCCAGCCCCAUGGUCCCAAUACGGCAUCUCCGAGCAAGCAUUCAAGCGUUUUAUCGAAGGCUACUCGAAGAUCGCCGCCCACUUGACCAAGCUUCAAUGCGAGGAUCGGCCGUUUGACUUCGGAGAGGAGGCACGGGAAUCAUUUUUGGCUCUCAAAGCCGCGCUAUUGUCUGCGGAGGUCUUGCGGAUAUACGACCCGCUUUUGCCUAAGCGCAUCACUACGGAUGCGUCAGGCUAUGGCAUUGGUGCAGUCCUCGAGCAACAUGAUGGUGUGGACUGGCACCCGGUCGAGUAUUUCAGCAAGAAAGUGGUCGUCGUCCAUUCCAUUGACGAUGCACGCAAGGAGUUCCUCGUCUUCGUCCACGCGCUCAAGCGGUGGCGGCACUUCCUCCUUGGUCGAAGCCAAUUCCGAUGGGUAACAAACAACAAUCCGUUGGUCUUCUACAAGACCCAAGACACCGUCAACAGCACCAUCGCUCGAUGGAUGGCUUCCAUCGACCAGUUCGACUUCUUUCCCGAUCACAUUCCCGAGAAGUCGAACCGUUUUGCGGAUGCUCUUUCACAGCUUCCGAAUCAUUGCACCGCGGUCUACUCAAACUUCGAGAUUGAUGAUGACCUGCGGAACAGCUUCAUCCGCGGCUACCAAGCCGACCCCGAGUUCCACGACAAAUACGCGAAUGCUUGCUUGUCCACACACGGGGGAAGGACCUUCUUUGCGCACCGAGUGAUCCUCACUUGCGUACACGGCUUCUUGGCGAGUUCCUCGAUGCUCCCGCCACCGGACACUUUGGAGUCAAUCGCACGAUUGGCCGACUUCGCGAGCAAUUUUGGUGGCCCGUCCUUCUCGGCGACGUCACACACUAUUGCGAGUCAUGCGAGGUUUCCCGACGCUGCAAAUCCCGCAACCACCAAGGACUGGGUUGAGCGGCUGCCGGAUGUCGAGUUGGCCUACAACUCUUCCAUCCGCCCGACUAUCGGGAUAUCGCCUUUCGAGUUCGAGCACAGCUCGCCAGUCACUUCACCAUUGGACACUAUCACUCCACGAACGGCCGAGAGCGACGACCAUCUUCUUUUCUUGCGUCGAAUGCAAGAGCUACUUGUCAAGGCACGUGACCAGAUGGCCAAGACGCAGCAACGCAUGAGCCAGCAGGCCAAUCGCCAGCGUCUUCCUUGCCCAUUCCGCGCCGGCGAUCUCGUUUGGGUCUUCGCCGCGGAAUUCAGCCUUGAACAAGAUAUCUCUCGCAAGCUCCUCCCGAAAUGGAUGGGCCCUUGGCCAAUCGUAGCAACCGCUGGAGACGCACCCGAGGGACCUUCCUUCACGAUUCAAGUGCCUGCCCACUUGCCCAUCUACCCAGUCUUUCAUUGCUCCAAGUUGGCUCUUUACACGCCAGCGGAACAUGACGAUUUUCUCGGGAGACGUUCGCAAGACCCACCCUCUAUGGGCGGUUUUCAGGAGGUCGGCGACAUCAUCUCCCAACGACGCUACGGCAACAGGCCAACCGAGUAUUUGGUGCAUUUUGCAUACUGCACACACCGAGCUGACCGUUGGUUGACCCGUGCAGAACUUCAAGCAACAGCUCCAAACGUUCUCGCACGAUAUGAACGCAAGAUGCAAGGCAAGCCGGUCUCUUCGGCUCCACGCCGCACCCGCAUCCAGGUUCCACCUUCAGAUCGUCGGCUUCGCCCUCGCCCCGGCUUGACUUCAUAAGGAGGGGGGGGUGUUACAUGUUGCGCCUGCAACACGA
Messenger RNA from Chara braunii, 4921 nucleotides. Lineage: Eukaryota; Viridiplantae; Streptophyta; Charophyceae; Charales; Characeae. The record is from the annotation of a GenBank genome assembly.